CGCGGAAACAGAAGGAGCGGUUGGUGAGAGGUGCAGUCACCGGCGACCACAGCGCACGCAGAGCAUUCAGACCGCUUUCUGUGUACCGAUAUUGGGAGAUUUUCUGUUUUAAAUCGUGAAGUUGUCGGAUAAGAUACAUUUAUCGGGGACAAAGGGAUUUUUCUCCUGUUUGAGGCGAUCAUUCAGGAUUGAGAAUGGGGAGCAGGGAAGAGGAGCGGCGAAAACUCGCCGACAUUAUUAACCACUGGAACGCCAACCGGCUCGACCUGUUCGAGAUCAGUCAGCCAACUGAGGAGUUGGAGUUCCAUGGCGUGAUGCGCUUCUACUUCCAGGACCGCGUGGCCGGCAACUUUGCCACCAAGUGCAUCCGCGUGUCCAGCACGGCCACCACGCAGGACGUCAUCGAGACGCUCGCCGAGAAGUUCCGACCCGACAUGCGCAUGCUCUCCUCGCCACGCUACUCCCUCUACGAGGUGCACGUCAGCGGGGAAGAACGGAAGCUGGACCUGGACGAGAAGCCCCUGGUGGUGCAGCUCAACUGGAACAAGGACGACCGCGAGGGCCGCUUCGUACUCAAGAACGAGAACGACAUCGUCCCCAAGAAGACACAGAUCAAUGGGCCCGAGAGGGAGAAGGAAGGUGUGAUCCAGAACUUCAAGCGGACGCUGUCCAAGAAAGAGAAGAAGAAAGAGAAGAAGAAAGACAAGGAGGCCUUCGCUCGCAUCCCAGACGGAGAUGAAAGCGCACACAUUGGAGAGGACGGGGAGAACUCGCGUCUGGCGGUUGAGGUGUAUAAGGAGAUGCCGGAGACCAGCUUCACCAGGACCAUCUCCAACCCGGAGGUGGUGAUGAAGAGGCGGCGGCAGCAGAAGCUGGAGAAGAGGAUGCAGGAGUUCCGCAACAACGACGGACGGCCCGACUCAGGGGGGACACUGCGUAUCUACGCUGACAGUCUGAAGCCCAACAUCCCGUACAAGACCAUUCUGCUGUCCACCACCGACACGGCCGACUUUGCUGUGGCCGAGGCCCUGGAGAAAUACGGCCUGGAGAAGGAGAACCCCAGAGACUACUGCAUAGCACGGGUGGUCCAUUCUGAAGAUAAGCCGGUGAAGGAGACCAUCCUGGAUGACUCAGAGUGCCCACUGCAGAUCUUCAGGGACUGGACCAGCGAUAAAGAGGCCUUAGUAUUCCAGUUGAAGAAGAGACCCCCAGACCACAUCUCCAAGAAGGGACGCAAGCCAGACGACAGGCGCGGAUCCGUACCCCCCGAGAAAUUACCCUACCUGGUGGAGCUCAGUCCAGAUGGCUCUGACUCGCGGGACAAGCCUAAGAUGUACCGCCUCCAGCACAGCGUGACAGAGGUGGGCUCCGACUGCACAGACGACGGCUCCAUACAGUUGUUUGGUCCAGGCAUCCUGCCGCACCACUGCAACCUGCUCCACACGGACGGCCUGGUGACGGUGACGCCGGCGGUGGCGGAGGCCGAGACGCUGGUGGACGGCCAGCGCGUCCUGGACACCACGCUGCUGCGCACCGGCUCCACGCUGCAGUUCGGCCACGCCCACGUCUUCAAGUUUGUGGACCCCGCGCAGGACCACCUGGCCGCCAAGAGGGAGCCGGGGCCCAUGAUCAAGGGCCGACACAAAUCAGGGAGUGUCCCAGAGGCCUUCGACCCACACGGGGAGCUCCAUGCACUCCCCACCAGCAAGAGCUCAGGGAAGCUGGAGAUGGAGCGUGCGGGUAACGGCAGUGAAAGGGGCAUGGUCAAGCCCAUGAUCCGCGCUGAGCAGCAGGACUUCAACAAACACGACGGCAGGGCGCACGACGGCCUGGGACCCGAACUCACGCUGCCGGCCAGCAUAGAGUUCCGGGAGAACUCCGAGGAUGCCUUCCUGUCGGCCAUUAUAAACUACACCAACAGCUCCACGGUGCACUUCAAGCUGUCCCCCACCUACGUGCUCUACAUGACCUGCCGCUACGUCAUGUCCAGCCUCUACCGGCCCGACAUCAGCCCCUCGGAGCGCACGCACAAGGUCAUCGCCAUCGUCAACAAGAUGGUGAGCAUGAUGGAAGGAGUCAUCCAGGAGGUUGCUGAUGGUGAUCAGAAACAAAAGAACAUAGCGGGUGCUCUGGCCUUCUGGAUGGCCAACGCGUCUGAGCUGCUGAACUUCAUAAAGCAGGAUAAGGACCUGAGCCGUAUCACGCUGGACGCCCAGGACGUGCUGGCCCACCUGGUGCAGAUGGCCUUCAAGUACCUGGUCCACUGUUUGCAAUCUGAUUUGAAUAACUACAUGCCUGCUUUCCUGGACGACCCAGAGGAGCAGAAUCCACAGAGGCCUAAAAUAGAGGACGUGCUGCACACGCUGACGGGCGCCAUGUCCCUGCUGCGGCGUUGCCGGGUCAACGCGGCGCUCACCAUCCAGCUCUUCUCGCAGCUCUUCCACUUCAUCAACAUGUGGCUCUUCAACCGGCUGGUGACGGAGGCCGACUCGGGCCUGUGCUCGCACUACUGGGGCGCCAUCCUGCGCCAGCAGCUCAGCCACAUCGAGGCCUGGGCCGAGAAGCAGGGCCUGGAGCUGGCCGCCGACUGCCACCUCAGCCGCAUCGUGCAGGCCACCACCCUGCUGACGAUGGACAAGUACUCCAUGCAGGACGUGCAGAACAUUAACAACACAUGCUUCAAGCUCAACUCCCUGCAGCUCAACGCCCUGCUCAGCAACUACCACUGUGCCCCAGACGAGCCUUACAUCCCACCCGAGCUAAUCGACCAUGUGGUGGCGGUGGCGGAGAACACGGCGGACGAGUUGGCGCGUAGCGACGGGCGCGAGGUGCAGCUGGAGGAGGACCCUGACCUGCAGCUGCCCUUCCUGCUGCCCGAGGACGGCUACUCCUGCGACGUGGUGCGCAACAUCCCCAACGGCUUCCAGGAGUUCCUGGACCCCCUCUGCCAGAGAGGCUUCUGUCGUCUGACGCCCCAUCCGCGCUCGCCAGGCACCUGGACCGUGUACUUCGAGGGAGCCGACUGCGAGAGCCAUUUCUCGGCAGAUAACUCGGAUAUCCCAAUGCGGAAGGAUCCGGAAAUCGUGACCGUUACGCUCAAGAAGCACAAUGGAAUGGGCCUUAGCAUCGUGGCAGCCAAGGGUGCUGGCCAGGACAAGCUGGGCAUCUACAUCAAGUCUGUGGUCAAAGGCGGCGCGGCAGACAUGGAUGGUCGUCUGGCGGCGGGAGACCAGCUCCUGAGUGUGGACGGCCGCAGUUUGGUGGGCCUCUCCCAGGAAAGGGCGGCGGAGCUGAUGACGCGCACGGGUUCAGUGGUCACCCUGGAGGUGGCCAAGCAGGGAGCCAUCUACCACGGCCUGGCAACGCUCCUCAACCAGCCCUCGCCCAACAUCCCCCGAGCGAACGACCGCUCGCGGGACAAGGGCAAGUUGCGACCAAAGAGCGAGGGCUUUGAGCUCUACAAUAACACGGUGCCCAACGGCUCCGGCGAGAGCCCUCAGGGGGCCUGGGACAACUACCCCGAACCAAAGAAGAUGGGCACGGAGGAGAGGCUACUCAAGAACCGGGCCGACCACAGGUCCAGCCCCAACGUGGCCAAUCAAGCCCAGAGUCCUGGAGGGAAGCCGGUAUACACUGGAGCCCCUGGGAAAAUCACCUCCGUCUCCACGGGCAACUUGUGUGCUGACGAGGAGCCCUCUCCGCCGCGCCCCGAGGCCUACCCCAUCCCUACGCAGACGUACCCCAGGGAGUACUUCACCUUCCCAGCUUCCAAGUCCACAGACCGGGUGGUGCCUUCGCCCAACCAGGCCUGGCAGAACAGCGAGGACAGACCCCCCAUGGAUGUCCAUCACAACAACAACAACAUGUCCAUGCAGAGAGUGGCUCACUCCCAGGAGGACCUGUGCGACGUGCCGGGGGGCUACAUGCAGCAGCCGUCUCCCCGCGAGCUGGACUACCAGCAGCAGCAGCAGCAGCAGCAGCACCCGGCCCACAUGCACCCGGCCCACCUGCAGCAGCACCAGCGCAGCGGCAGCGGCGAGCACUGGAACCAGCAGGUCUCCUCCUCGCUGGAGUCCAGCACCUCCAGCCAGGAGCACCUCAACCUCAACUACGCCAACGCCUCCGUCAGCACCAACAGCCUCAACAAGGCGCCCAACAACAGCAACAGCGUCGCCCACAAGAGCGGGCCGGGCCGCUGGAAGACCCCCGGGCCCCCGGGACAGGCGCAGCCCACGGGUCCGCCGCCGCCGCAGCAGCAGCAGUCCCAGGGCGGCGGUCCCCCGGGCCCUCACUCCGGCCAGCCCACGCGCAGCGACCUGCCCCCUCCUCCGCCACCCCCGCCGGCCCACUACGAGUACGAGCCCCAGCCCGAGCUCCCGCUGCCCCCUCCGCCUGUGUCCCAGCAGCAGCAGCAGCAGCAGGCGGCGGCGGCGGCAGCAGCGGCCGACCGCAAGAAGCGCGAGGAGCAGCAGCGCUGGUACGAGAAGGAGAAGGCCCGUCUGGAGGAGGAGCGCGAGAGGAAGAGGCGGGAGCAGGAGAGGAAGAGGGACCAGAUGCGCGGAGGCCCGCCCCCACAGCAGCAACAGCCCCCCGUCCACAACCAGCACGGAGGCAGCGGCACCCUGCCGCCCAUGGGACACCCCCACCACCCCCAGCACAUGGCCCCACCCGGCGGGCCCCCCAUGCAGAUGCCUCCUCCCCAGCACCAGCACCAGCAGCAGCCCUACAUGGCUCCCCCACAGCCCCACCAGCCCAUGCCAGCAGCAGCAGCAGCAGCAGCACCGGCACCCCUGCCCAGCCGGCCUGAGAAGCUCUCCAGCCUGCCUCGCGGGAUGUCGGGCCCCACGGGUGGUGCCCCCGCCCCAGCGCCCCCUCCUCCCGGCGGCGUGGGAGGCGGCGCUGGGGGCGGGGACACGGUGAUCCGCGAGCUCCUGCCGCAGCAGCAGCCGCGGACCAUCGAGCGGCGCGACCUGCAGUACAUCACCAUCAGCAAGGAGGAGCUGGCCGCCGCCGUGGCCAGCGACUCGCUCUCGCCCGACCCGUGGAAGCGCGACGCCCGCGAGAAGCUGGAGAAGCAGCAGCAGCUGCAGAUCGUGGACCUGCUGGACCGGGAGAUCCAGGAGCUGCAGGCCAAGGCCGAGCGCAGCGCCGAGGAGAGCGACCGGCUGCGGAAGCUCAUGCUGGAGUGGCAGUUCCAGAAGCGGCUGCAGGAGUCCAAGCAGAGCGACGACGAGGACGACGACGACGAGGACGAAGAUGUGGACACCACGCUCAUCAUGCAGAGGCUGGAGGCCGAGAAGAGAGCACGGCUGCAGGAUGAGGAGCGGCGGAGGAAGCAGCAGCUGGAGGAGAUCCGCAAGCGGGAGGCGGAGGACCGAGCCAAGCAGGAAGAAGAGAGGCGCUGGCGGGAGGAGGAGAGGAACCGGCGAGAGGCCGAGGAGAAGAGGAGACAGGAGGAGGAGUACUAUACACGCCUGGAGGCGGAGAGGCGCCGGCAGCACGAAGAGGCCGAGCGCAAGCUGCUGAGCCCCGAGGAGCCUGGUCUGUACAGGCCGCCCCUUCCCAAGGACUACCAGCCCCCCCCUCCCGCCUCCCCCUCCUCUGCCAACACUAACCACAGCAGCAGCAACAACAGCAGCAGUGCUCCACCGCCCCCGCCCCAGAGAAACACCUCUUACCUCAAAACCCAGGUCGCCUCCCCCGACACCCUGUACACUGCCAAGUUUGUCUCGUACAAUGACGAGGAGGAGGAGGAGGAGGAGGAGGUGAACGCUGGCAGCGGCCCAGCAGGUCAGGUUACUACUACUACCGCUAAGCUCUCGGCCACCCGGAAGUCCUAUGGUGACCUCCCGCCGGCCGAGCAUAAGCCACAGCCGCCGCCCCUCGCGCGAAAGCCCCGGCCCAUGUCGGACGGGAUCUUCCUGUCCAGUCAGUUCCACCUGCCUGCCGACAAUGCCAACAGUACUAGCGGCCGGGCAGGCCACGGGCCUCCAGCCCCGGCCACCAAACCCGCCUUCAUUCCGCUGGCAAAUUCGAAAGGAUAUAAUUCGUACACUGGAAACUCAACAGGGCUUGUAGGAUCAGGGGAAGUUUACAAGGAAAAGUGGACAAAAAGUGCCCCCGAUCAGAACAACGAGAUCUCAGGCGCACCACCGGAGAGCCUGACGUUUAAGGAGCGCCAGCGUCUCUUCUCCCAGGGCAAGGAGGUGUCCAACAAGGUGAAGGCCUCGCGGAAACUCAUGGAGCUGGAGAACGAACUCAACACAAAGUAGUCUGGAGCCUUAGCCUUGGGGGAGAGGAGGCUGGGAGACCUGAGACGCAAACCCAAGACCCUCUCCUCCUCCUCCUCCUCCUCCUAAAAUCCGUUUGUAUUUUUUAUUUUUUUUUUCUGUUUUGUUUUGAGAGAGUAACUGGACCAUUAAAUACUAUUUAGAUACGUCAUUGCAAUAAGAGAGACAAUACUGCGUAAUUUUCCCUCGAAAGGAUUCAAAGUUAAUAUUGAAAAAAAAAGCACUGUAAAAUGUUUUAAUUAUAUUAAGAAAUUUUCAAUCACGUGAAGGGGGUUAUAUUUUGUUUGUCAUGAAAUUUCUUCGGGGGGGAAAGAUGCAUAUUUUCUCAUUUUAAUGUUUCAUUUUUUUAAUUAGUAUUGAGUAAGGUGGGAUAUUUUAUGGUGUUUUAUGCUCUUCUCUGCAUUGCAAAUUUCCCACUUAUUUUUAUGUUUUCCAUGAAAAUAAGUUCCUGAAAUAGACCAACACUAUUACUGUCAUCUACAUUGCCCAGUACUCUGAGCGAAGCUUUUUUUAUAGGGGAAGGGGGGUAAGGAGACUGGUAUUAUCCACUACCCAUUCCAUUUCAGCACAGAGGGCGUUAACCGUCAAUCGUCCCUCUGAGCGUUCCGACUGUCUACUUCACCUCACAGCACUGUAAAACCGGUUUCCAUGCGUCUUUGUGUAGGCUAAAACAGGGAGUUCCCUUGAACACUUACAUCCAAGAAAACGGAAGUACUUGUACAACAAACCUCUCAAUGCCACCGUGCAGUCUGUAUUCUUUGGGUAAGAGAAACUAAGCGACAUUCCUGCUUCAACUUGCAGACCGGCAACAUGCAUCAUUGUGUUUGUGCUUCAAUGUCUACCAUUUUUGUAGCCUCUAUUUAAUCCUUUUACAUAAGGAUUGAUGGUUUCAGUCGUCUUUUUCUCCUCCUGACCCCCUCAGUGGUUUCUCGUUUGACUUUGCAACAUUUAUUUGAUUUGAAUGGAUAUUUGCAUAGGGUGAGUGACUGGUGUGAUCAGACUGGCUUAAAACUGCAAUAUGACAAUGGUGAGAAAAGUCUGGGGGAAAUGGUUUUCAAAUUUAAGUCACAAAACACUAAACGUAGGAAUGUAACAUUUACUUAGAUAAUAUUUAUUUGAUAGUAAUGAUUUUUUUGCGUAUUUAUAACAAAAAAAUCCGUUUUAAUUCAAACGUGGAAUUGGAAACCUAUUUUCAAUUGUUGUGACCCACCCACACCCCUUUCAAUUUUUAUUCUUUAUUUUUUUAUUAUUAUUAUUUUCUUGGUCAGACCAUGCUUACAGCAUAUGGAAGGAUUUUGUUAUUGUCAUAGACCAAUCAAACCACUGCAUUGGACACAAACAACUGGUGGAAUUUGGGGGGGAAGGGGAACAGUAUCCGAUAGACACCUGCAUCUCUGCUCACAAAUGUCUAGACUUACUGAACAUGUUGUGUAAAUAAUUUAAGAGAUCAAAAACCUGACUUUACUUUGUACAUUAUAAUUAAUUAUCUAUAAUGUUCUAGUGUCAAUACCCUCUUUUUUUGCUCAGAUGAUGUAAACUGACAUGUACACAUGAUUUUUUUUUUUUCCAUUCUAGGUUACCGGUUUAUUUGGUUUCAUUUUAUCGGUUGUUUCAUGUUAGGCUUUUGUAAAUCAAAUAAAUACAGAUUUUACAAAAAA
Messenger RNA from Engraulis encrasicolus (European anchovy), 7948 nucleotides. RefSeq names its product afadin, adherens junction formation factor a (gene afdna). The transcript is spliced from 33 exons. The coding region runs from base 195 to 6272 and encodes 2025 amino acids. Gene Ontology annotation, cellular component: adherens junction. Gene Ontology annotation, molecular function: cell adhesion molecule binding. Lineage: Eukaryota; Metazoa; Chordata; Actinopteri; Clupeiformes; Engraulidae. The record is from RefSeq and is a predicted model, not a curated record. Gene Ontology annotation, biological process: regulation of protein localization; signal transduction.